Heterobilharzia americana is the source of this 2433-nucleotide messenger RNA. The record is from the annotation of a GenBank genome assembly. NCBI's taxonomy places the organism in Eukaryota, Metazoa, Platyhelminthes, Trematoda, Strigeidida, Schistosomatidae.
AUGGAAUCUGGGGUAGUCCACCUUUAUGCGGGGAAAGCCACAGCACCUUCCAUAAAUGACUUCAUCCUAAUAAAACCUAUAAGCAAAGGAGCUUUCGGGAAGGUGUAUUUAGGAGCCAAGGCUAACAACUUAGAAUUCAUAUAUGCCAUAAAAAUAAUGUCUAAAGACGAAAUGAAGAGAAAGAAUCUCGCUGAAAAAGUUACCUGUGAACGAAAUGCCCUCGCUGUCAGCAAAUGCCCUUAUAUUGUACAUCUGUACUAUUCUUUGCAGACUGCCAGUCACAUUUAUCUGGUUAUGGAGUAUCUCAUUGGUGGUGAUUUGAAAGCACUUCUGUUAGUUUCGGGUUGCCUUCAGGAAUCCCAUGCUGCCAUCUACACUGUUGAGGUCACGAUUGCGUUAAAUUAUCUUCAUAAGCAUGGUAUUAUUCACCGAGAUCUCAAACCGGACAACAUACUCAUUGAUUCUCGAGGACACUUAAAGCUAACUGACUUCGGGUUGUCUACGUUAACGUGGAAACGUCCUCUGCAACCGAGUGAUGUUUUAAACACACCUUCUGUGGAUUCAUUACCAGUGCAUUACUAUCGUACUCCUGGUCAACUUAUUUCACUAACAACCGAACUGGCUUUCACGGGAACACCUAGCAUUAACAAAACUCCAGAAACUAAACAAAGAUGCAUGUCACCUUUACAGAAUGAAGAACAGAAAGCUUUUCCGUCUUCUCCAAACUGUUUAGCUUUAAAAAAGUAUUCAAGUAUGGAUUUCAGUGAUUCGAAUUCCCUGUGCGAAUUCCCCUCGAAUCCUUCAUUCAAGGGGCCUACAUUUUCGAAGAGAAAGUCAAAUAAUCUACUUGAACCACAUCAUGGUCCUUCACAGCGAUCUAAAAGUUCUAAUAUUCUUGGGAGUAACUCUUGUGAUUCACCCAUUCAUCACCGCCUAGUUCAUUGGUCACCAGUUGUAGGAUCAACAAGAAACAGAGACAUUCGUCAAGUUACUAAGACUGUACAAACUCGUUCCGAGGGGCUACAAGUAUCUACCUCCUGCUGGGUUAGUUCACUCACACCUGGAUAUGAGUCACACGAUAAUCGACUAAUUGAUGGGCCUUCAUCUUCGACUACAGAUCUUAUAUCUGGCGGACCAAGUUUGACAAGUAUCAGUUCACAGUUUUCAGCAAGUCUUGAACCAUCCCAUCAUGAAUAUAAAUGUCAAAAUUCUGAAGUUAUACUCGAAGAAUCAGUUGUUGAUGAGUCUGGUAAAACAGGUUCAAAUCAAAGAGUUGCUUCCUUAAGUUGGGAUAUGCAUCAGUUAGUUUUAAACGCAAGUUCAGCGUGUGAUACGCUUCCGUAUCCUUUUAUCGAUGAAAAUGACCCAAAAGCACUUGAGAAUUACUCUGGUUCAAUAAAGUUUCAUGAUUGUCCUGCUUCUGUUUCGGCCUUAACUAAGCAACAUUUGUUUGUAAAAGAUAAAUUGUCACCAGUUGAAAAAGCUAGAUUUGGUCGACUGAAUCAUUCACCAGCGUAUCACCAUCCUUUACAUUUGAGUGAUGUCUAUUGUUUGGCUGACUUAGAUCCCUUGAAUCCAUCUAUGCUCGGGUGUAUGAAUUCUCCAGUGUUAGUAAAUACACCUUUGAAAUUUCCACGUCGUUUCUCUACUUCUAUAAUCAAAACCCAGGCGAAUAACUUAACUCGAGGUCUCCAAGCAUCGAUACCAGAAAAUAUGCAACUGAAAGUCGACUCUUUCGAGCUGCUGCAUACUCAAAAAUCACUUCAUCCUAACUCUCUAUGUUUAACAGCUCCAUCUCUCAACAGUGAAUCUCCGUCUUGUGAAGACAAAUCCAUCAUGCCUGUCAAUAGUUCUAUAGCCAUUAGUUCCCUUCACGUACCUUCAAAAUCACCAAAACACGCAUCAUCUCCAGAAAGUUUAUCCAACCGUUUGUUAGGUACUCCUGAGUAUUUGGCACCAGAACUACUACUUCAUCCAUAUUCAAAAAUCGCUUGUGACAGUCCAGCAGUUGAUUGGUGGGCUUUAGGUGUUAUAUUAUUUGAGAUGUUGGUUGGCGUAACUCCAUUUUCGGAUGACACUGUAGAAAAUGUAUUUCACAACAUACUCCGUUUAGAUAUACAAUGGCCUGUCGUUUCAGAGCACUCUCCUGACGUAGAUGCAUUGUCACAAGAACAUUCUGGACUAUCACAAGCAGCUGUAACCUUAAUUACCGGUCUACUGUCUUACAAUCCUGGCGAGAGACUUGAAAUUGCAAGCCAAAUGAGGUAUUGUGAUUUAUUGACACCAGUCGGCGAUUGGAAUAAUUUGCAUAACAUAGAAAUGCCGUUCAUUCCUCAUCCCGACAAUUCAACAGAUACAUUUUAUUUUAAUGUUCGUAAUCAAUAUAAUCAAUAUACUGAAGAGGAUUUACGUGUACAUAUGAAUACUGAUUAA